Amphiprion ocellaris (clown anemonefish) is the source of this 3297-nucleotide messenger RNA. RefSeq lists its product as uncharacterized. The record is from RefSeq and is a predicted model, not a curated record. Bases 1139 to 2383 code for a protein of 414 amino acids. The transcript is spliced from 7 exons. Lineage: Eukaryota; Metazoa; Chordata; Actinopteri; Pomacentridae.
GGAAACAUGGAAACUGAAACAAAAAGAUGGAAACGCAGAGACAAAAAACAGGAAGUUGGAAACAAGAAGACAAAAACAUGAAGACGGAAACAUGUGGACUGUUCCGUCUUUGUGUUUCCAUCUCCAAGUUUCCAUCUCCAAGUUUCCGUCUUCUUGUUUCCGUUUCCAUGUUUCCAACUUCCUGUUUCACUCAGUUUGUUCUCACACAGUUUGGUCUCAUCGAGUUCACCUGAGAGAUUCUGCAGCAGAAUAAAGUGAAACACCUGAAGGUGGCGCUACAGGCAGCAGCUUUUAUUCUGAAGGUGUUUUAAUGACAUCGUAUAAAAUCACUUAUAAAAGUUCUUAACCGAUGACUCAGUAAAUGUUUUCUCCACGACAUGUAAAUAUACAUAAAUCUGGCUGUAAUUAGCUCCGCCCCCAAAACCUCCAACACCAAUCAGAACAAACCAGAGCACAGGAAGGUAUUAAAUGUGGAGGUUCCUCAGUCUGUGUCUCAUUUUUGUGUAAAUUUAGUCAUUUUGAGUCCUGUUUUUUAGUUUUGUGUCACUUUUGUCCUUAUUUUUGACAUUUUGUGUGUUUUGUGUCAUUUAGUCCCAAAUUUUGUCUUUUUAUAUUUAACUUUUCCUAUUUUUGGUCGUUUCACAUGUUUUAAGAACAGUUCCGUCUCAUUGUCAGAUGAAAACUAGACUCUUAUUCAGAUUAGGAAAAGUCUGACUUAUUUGCUGACUGAUUAAAAUAUUAAAGAAUACAAGACUCAAAGGAAUCCGGUGGCCUUCAUCGUCCAAAUCAGUUCAGAAACUCUCCUGUUAUUAAUUAUUGAUUUUAUUAUUUUUAUUUUAUUUUUCUUUUUUCCUUCCAAAACACAUUUAAUUUAACAGGAAGUCACUUUCCAGCUCAUAUUUUCAGUAGCGGAAUUCAGCGACGUUGUGCACUUGUGUUUGUAUGGUGUGUGUAUUAGUGUGUGUAUCAGUGUGUAUUAGUGUGUAUAUCGGUGUGUGUCUCUUUAAGCAGCUCAAACAGCAGCUCAGUUUGUUCAGUUCGUCAAUGAUAAACCCUCAGCAGGAUCUCAGACCCAACGGAGCUGCCUGCAGGAUGAUUAAACUCCAGUGGUCGAUCAGCUGAAACUGACUCCAGGAUCAUGGCUGCAGUCGGAGCAGAACUCAGCGGGUUCUGGUUCCCAUCAUCUGGACCUGCCGGGUUCUUCAUCCUCCUCAUCCUCCUCCUCGUCUUCCUCAUGUCUCUCUGCAGCGACUGCAACAGACGUUCCUUUGAGCUGAAGGAUCCGGAGGUGGACAGAAACCCUUCGUCUCUGAUCAGAGUGGUGAAGCUGGAAGAAGGCAGAGAGAAUCCGAUGAUCGAUGAGAUCCAGAACGACGAGAAAGAGUUUGGUCCUGAAGGAGGAUUCAUUCCCUGGAGGAGCCACCUGGGGGCACCGCAGAGCCAAACAGACUCCGCCCACGUUUACGAUGUCAUCAACGGGGGGCGGAGCAGCAGCAACGACGCAUCAUCACUGACAGCCAAUCAGAGCGGAGAUCCCGACAUUCCUCCACCAGCAGAUUUAAACUCCGUUUACGCUCGAGUCGGUAAGAAGACGAACGUCAGUGACUCACCUGCUGGUUUACCUGGAGACUCACCUGGUGGUUUACCUGGAGACUCACCUGCUGGUUUACCUGGAGACUCACCUGGUAGUUUACCUGGAGACUCACCUGCUGGUUUACCUGGAGACUCACCUGCUGGUUUACCUGGAGACUCACCUGCUGGUUUACCUGGAGACUCACCUGGUAGUUUACCUGGAGACUCACCUGGUAGUUUACCUGGAGACUCACCUGGUAGUUUACCUGGAGACUCACCUGGUGGUUUACCUGGAGACUCACCUGGUGGUUUACCUGGAGACUCACCUGGUAAUUUACCUGGAGACUCACCUGCUGGUUUACCUGGAGACUCACCUGGUGGUUUACCUGGAGACUCACCUGCUGGUUUACCUGGAGACUCACCUGGUAGUUUACCUGGAGACUCACCUGCUGGUUUACCUGGAGACUCACCUGCUGGUUUACCUGGAGACUCACCUGCUGGUUUACCUGGAGACUCACCUGGUAGUUUACCUGGAGACUCACCUGGUAGUUUACCUGGAGACUCACCUGGUGGUUUACCUGGAGACUCACCUGGUGGUUUACCUGGAGACUCACCUGGUGGUUUACCUGGAGACUCACCUGGUAGUUUACCUGGAGACUCACCUGCUGGUUUACCUGGAGACUCACCUGGUAGUUUACCUGGAGACUCACCUGGUAGUUUACCUGGAGACUCACCUGAGGAGGCGAAGGGGAGGGAGGAAGAGGAGGAGCCUAAACCUCCGCUACCCGACAGACGGACAGAUAUGAACUAACCCUGGAUGGCAACAAAUGGAGGACAAAAAGGAAAAGAUGGAGGACAAAGAUAGACAGAAGACAAGAGGUGGAAGAUAAAGGAUAGUAGAAGGAAAAAAAGAAGGUCCACGGACAAAAAUAUGGAAGAUAAUGAAGAAAAAUGGAAGAAUGAUUGGAGAAAUAUGGAGGGUAAUAGACAAAAUUAGGAAUACUGAAUGAAAAAAAUGAAGGAUAAUGGAUAAAAGUGGAGAACAAUGGAAGACAAAACAGAAGAUAUUGACAGAAAAAUGGAGGAUAAUGAAAAAAAAAUUGAGGAUAAUGGAAGAAAAAAUCGAGGAUAAUGGAAGAAAAAAAUUAAGGAUGAUGGAAGAAAAUUAGAAGAUACUGGAGCACAAAAUGAAAGAAUACUGAAUGAAAAAUGGAGAAUAAUGGAAGAAAAAUGGAGGAUAAUGGAAGAAAAAAUGGAGGAUAAUGGAAGAAAGAAGGAAAGCUAAAGGAUGGAAGACUGACUACGAAGCUCAAAUGACAAAAGCUGCAAAAUGAAGUCUGAAAGGUUAAAGAAAGAGAAAAGAAAAGAACCAAAGGAUGAAGAAGAAAACGACACAUAAAGGUAAUGAACGAAAACAUGACAGAAAAUGAAAAAUAUACGAUAAAAGACGACAUUUAUUCUGGAGGAAACCAGAACUCCCUUAUUUUAAAAGAUAAAUUCACUUUUUAUUCAGUAAAUCUUCCUUUGAUCUCAGUUUGUUUCAGUAAAAAUCAAAUUCAUGCAUCAACUUUUAGUCUCCUUUAUGUUUUAUAUUUAUAUUUAAAUGAACCUUUUAUUGUUGUGUUGCUUCAAUAAGAUGAACUGAGAUUGUUUGUGGUGAAAGUUUAACUGUUUUUAAAGGUUUCUGCAGUAAAACUAAAGAAUAAAAACCAACCAGAGACACGG